Molecule: messenger RNA, 2879 nt
Organism: Nymphalis io (European peacock)
Lineage: Eukaryota; Metazoa; Arthropoda; Insecta; Lepidoptera; Nymphalidae
Product: luc7-like protein 3
Exons: 8
Coding region: 197-1324 (375 amino acids)
Biological process (GO): mRNA splice site recognition
Cellular component (GO): U1 snRNP; U2-type prespliceosome
Molecular function (GO): mRNA binding
Source: RefSeq, a predicted model, not a curated record
UUAUCUACAGGUUCCAUUUACUGUCGCUUGUUAAUUAUUAACAUCAUAAUUUUAUUACUUAUUCGAUUAAAUGUAGUCCAUACAAGAAACGACUUGCUUAUUUACGCAUUAUUACAUUGUAACAUUUAAAUUAUAAAGGGUUUGAAAAUAGUGUAGAUAAGAUUUUAUGAGUUAGCUUGAUACAAACUAUCAAAUCAUGGCAGUGUUAGCAGCGGCCCAACUUCUCGACGAGUUAAUGGGAAGACAUCGGAAUACUAAUCCAAAUGAAAAAAUUAAAAAACCAAAUUGGGAAGAUCCUGAAUAUUGUAAAUAUUAUAUGGUUAAGUUCUGUCCUCAUGACUUAUUUGUAAAUACACGGGCAGACCUUGGAGCUUGUCCAAAAGUACAUGAUGAUGAAGUUAAGGAACUGUUUGAAAAGGCAGAAGGUUCUUAUAAGAAAGCUCAGUAUGUUGAAGAGUUCCUGCGCUUUUGCCGUCACAUGAUCAGUGAUGUUGAAAGAAAAAUUCAAAAAGGUAAACAAAGAUUAGAACUGAUGAAUUCCAAACCUGAAGGACCACCUAUGACUCAGGCUCAAACAGAAAAGAAUAUGGAGCAGGUGAAACUUUUGUCAGAAAAGAUAAGUGCUUUAGUCAGAGAGGCAGAGGAAGCAGGUACCUGUGGGAAUGUAGAACAAGCUCAAGGUCUAAUGAAGCUGUGUGACAGAUUGAAAGAAGAAAAAGAACAGCUUCUGAAACAGCAAGAAAAUAGCCACUGGUCGAUGACAGCAGAACUAGCAGCAGCUCAAGAGAAGCAGAUGGAAGUGUGUCCUGUGUGUGGAGCAUUUCUUAUUGUGGGUGAUGCGCAGCAGAGAAUAGAUGAUCAUCUUUCGGGGAAACAACAUGUUGGGUACUUCAAAUUGCGUCAAGCUUAUGAAGAAAUGAACGAAGCUCGUGAGAAGGAACAACAAGAAAAGGAGAGAAGACGUCGCGAGGAAAGAGAUAGGGAGCGUAAUAUUCGUGGUGGCGGCCUGGGAUCUGACAGGCGUGAUCGCGAAAGAAUGGAGAGAGACCGCGAGCGUGACAGAGAUAAAGACAAGGACAAGGAUAAGGAAAGGGACCGCCAUAGAUCAAAUCGUGAUGAACGCCCCGGUCGUCAUGAAGACCGUGAUCGUGAACGCGAACGGGACCGAGAGCGCGAGCGUGAUCGAGACAAGGACAGGGAGAGGGAUCGUGACAAGGAACGAGAACGAGAUCGCGAUAAGGAGCGGGACCGUGAUAGGAAACAUCGUAGGGAGAGAAAAAAUUCACACGAGCGUCCGCGUCGGCGUUCUCGCGAGCGUCACUAGCGAAUCACUGAGGUAUCACAUAAGCACCUCGAACCGGUAAGCAUAUAUGUAGUGUUAUUUUUCAAUCCACAAAUGACGUCACUACAUAAAAAUCAACCGACACCAGUACAUUAACAAGACAAUGACAACCUAACAACCGAUUCAGACACAAUCUCGCCCCGAAUGUUGAUACAAUAUAUAAGUAAUAAAUUGAACACUGUUAUUUUACAGCUUUAGUAACAUACCAAAAUAAAACUUCGGUUUAUGGCAAACUAUGGGGAGUAAUGCCCCGUUGCACUCUCGAUUCGAUAGUUGUCGUCACACCGACGGACUUGGCAGGUAUUUGAUACGUAUUAUGAAUAGCUGGAAGCCGAGCAAGUUGGAAAGGCUUUUUGGUCAAUCGCAAUCAAUCUUAAACAUUUUAAUCGUUAUUUUAAAAAAGAACUUAGCGAUUGACCAAUGAGGAAUCAGAUGUGCUGUCCGCAUUGACGUCGUCUAGUUGAGGUAUUUUUAAUGUAUGUUUCGUCGUCGUGAAUUUCGAGUUGCUUCGGUCGAGCCGCUGCAGAUCGCGAAUGCCUUGCCAGGUAUUUGUUAGGUUAUCGGUUUUGGGAAAUAGGCUCACGACAUAUGGAUAAAGUGCAUCAGACAAUUGUUGUAGGGCUUCACUGAAACUUUUUAAUAAAUUUGUCGAACAAUCUAGUCACGCCGUCGUUUUAUUCGCUUUGAAUAAAUUAUAAUGAAUGGACAAGUGAAGGGAAGCAUGUUCCAUAUGCUUCUUGUUUCACAAAACGGAUGCUGUUUUAACAUCAUCUUCUGUGCAUUUCCAGGUACCCUAUAUAUGGCAACAAGCUUUUUGUUUAAAUAAACGUUUCAUAUUCUUUGUGUUAUAAUUUUAAAGGUUUAUGCAAAUUAAAUCUACUUGAUGCCAUAUUCAAAGUUAUCUAAUACCCACAAUCCCAAAUGAAAUAAACUGACAAUGAUUGACAACAAAGAUAAUCAAAAAUUUAUAAAAAAGGUAUAAUAGCAAUCAUUGGACGCAGUAUAUUUCAUAAUAAAUGUUCUCAUAUUUUCGUUACUAGCGUAUCGAUGGACUUUUCAGUUGGCAAACUACAAUAGACGAAGAUCGACAUCAGCGUGUCGUCUCAACCACAGUCAAUGAGGUACUUUUGAAAUUAAGACAACAGAGAGCCGCUGAAGAGGCGAAGGCACCCAAGGUUACUUUGGACAUCGGUUUCGAGGUGACAUAGAAUAGUUUCGUGUAAAAUAACAAUUUUCUAUUAAUUCCAUAAUGGUUUAUUCAAAUGCAUGUAUCGUCUUGCGUUUAUAAAUAAACUUGUUAUUAUUUCGAAUUAGACUAUAAGUAUGUGUAAAAUGUAGCUACCUCGGCAAAUGUUUUUUUCCCUAGGAAGGUUUAUUCUGUAAACCAGAUACCACUGAGGAGUGACUUCAGGUAUUUAUCGAACUUUUAUUUCGUUAUAAUAUAAUAAAAUUGUGAUUAAUUUGUUUUGUAUGACUAUAAAGUGUGAACCAAUAGGGAUUGUCCAUAUUAAUAUAAUAAAACAAUACCAUAAUGCAA